UACUAGUACUUCAAGUCCACACCACACUCCUUCAACCACUGGUUUCAUUUCAGUUUCACUCACUUCCUUAUACUCUCUUUUUCCGUUCCUUCGUUAAAACCCUAACCGAAACCCUUCCAUUCCACUUUCGCAUUUCUACAUUCUCACGCGCCACCACUCUUCAGAUCUAACCGCAAUGCUCAACUAACUCCACCGCAUAAUGUCAAAUCCCGAUCCCAACAACCGCCACCGCCACCCUUCCUGGCCACCGCCAACUGAUUCCAAACCAAUUCCACCUUCUUCUUGGGCGAAGAAAACCGGUUUUAAACCCAAAUUCUCCGGUGAGACUAAUGCUAGUAAUUCCGGUCAGAUAAACCGGAUUCCUCCUGAACCGCCGCAAGUGGAUCUUGAAGCCGGUCCGGUUCGUCCUCCAUCAAACGGUGUCGUACAGAGUAAUAAUGUGAAUGCGACUGUUCCGGUGCCGGUUCCGGUUGUUAAAGAUCAAACAGUGAAGAAACGGAGGGAUUCUGAUGGUGUUCCGAGUACUAAUGGACAGGCGAAUCCUGCACCGGGGACGGGAACGGAGCAGGCCACGCAGGUGAGGAGGACGUUGAGGAAUGAGGAAGUUGUUGAUGGUUUGGUUGUUGAUGAUGAAGGAUUUGCGUCUAGGCAUGCUCAUAUGAAAUAUGAGCUAAGAGAUUUUCCUGGUUUAGUUCCGAUUGCGGUGUAUGGUAUUCAGCAUUACGUUUCAAUGUUAGGUUCGUUGAUUCUUAUUCCACUUGUUAUUGUUCCUGCCAUGGGAGGUUCUCACGAGGAAACUUCUAAUGUGGUAUCAACAGUGUUGUUCGUUUCGGGGUUGACUACUCUGUUGCAUAUUAGUUUUGGGUCGAGAUUGCCUUUGAUACAAGGCCCUUCAUUUGUUUACUUGGCGCCAGCUUUGGCGAUAAUAAACUCCCCAGAGUUACAAGGAUUAAAUGGAAAUGAUAAAUUCAAGCAUAUAAUGAGGGAGCUUCAGGGGGCUAUAAUUAUUGGGUCCGCCUUUCAAGCUCUACUUGGAUAUACCGGACUUAUGUCACUCUUAGUAAGGUUGAUCAAUCCUGUAGUUGUAUCCCCAACUAUUGCUGCAGUUGGACUUUCAUUUUUCAGUUACGGAUUCCCAUUAGUGGGUACAUGUCUUGAGAUUGGUGCAGUACAGAUAUUAGUGGUUAUUGUUUUCUCUCUUUAUCUUCGUAAGAUAUCUGUUCUUGGACAUCGCAUAUUUCUAAUCUACGCAAUUCCUCUUGGUCUAGCAAUUACUUGGGCAUAUGCUUUCUUGCUUACAGAAGCAGGGUUUUACACCUACAAAGGGUGUGAUGUAAACAUACCUGCAUCAAAUAUGGUUUCAGAGCAUUGCAGAAAGCAUUUUUCUAGGAUGAAGCAUUGUCGGGUUGAUACUUCUCAUGCAUUGAAAUCCUCUCCAUGGUUUAGAUUUCCCUAUCCGUUACAAUGGGGUGUUCCUGUCUUUCACUGGAAAAUGGCUCUUGUAAUGUGUGUGGUUUCCUUAAUCUCAUCCGUGGAUUCGGUUGGCUCAUACCAUGCAUCUUCUCUAUUGGUAGCAUCGAGACCUCCAACUCCUGGAGUUCUUAGUCGAGGAAUUGGUUUGGAAGGUCUUUGUAGUGUCUUGGCUGGUCUCUGGGGAACUGGAACUGGAUCUACAACUUUAACCGAAAAUGUUCAUACAAUUGCCGUGACUAAAAUGGGAAGCCGGCUGUCUGUUCAACUAGGUGCAUGCUUUCUGAUAUUGUUGUCUCUCAUAGGUAAGAUUGGAGGGUUCAUUGCUUCAAUUCCUGAAGUUAUGGUUGCUGGUCUCCUCUGCUUCAUGUGGGCAAUGCUCACAGCUUGGGGCUUGUCAAAUCUACGCUACAGUGAGGCCGGAAGCUCUCGCAAUAUCAUCAUAGUUGGGUUAUCAUUGUUUUUCUCUCUUUCCGUACCUGCCUACUUUCAACAAUAUGGCAUCUCUCCGAAUUCCAACGUGUCUGUGCCAAGUUAUUUUCAGCCCUACAUUGUUGCUUCUCACGGGCCUUUCCACAGCAAAUAUGGAGGGUUGAACUAUGUCUUGAACACACUUUGCUCGCUACACAUGGUGAUAGCGUUUCUUGUUGCUGUUAUCCUGGAUAAUACUGUACCUGGCAGUCGGCAGGAGCGAGGGGUAUAUGUUUGGUCUGAAGCUGAGGUUGCCAGAAGGGAGCCUGCUGUUGCUAAAGAUUAUGAGUUACCCUGGAGAGCUGGUCGGAUUUUCAGGUGGGUGAAGUGGGUUGGCCUGUAAUUCGUGUUUUGGGUUAAAUGAUGGAUAGCAUUAGGUCAUGUUACAUAGUAAAUUUGUAUACAUUUUGGGGGGGUAGGGGUGGGAGAUUUGUAGGGAGGGGUCUGUGUUGUAAUUUAUUAGAUUAACCAUGUAUCUAGUUCUGAUUCAUUCAAAAUUGAAAUUUUUCUCUUGCUUUAGAGCAAGGCUUGACAACAUUUUGCAUGUAUAUAUACUUUUUUUUACCAGUUUCAUACAGCUUCAUUGUAAUUCCGCGAUGUAGCAAGCUAUUAGAUACUUCAGAUGUCCAAUGUCCGUGGUAGAAUGUAUAAUCUAUAGUAUGUGUCAAAGGGCAUUCAUGGAACAAAGAAUGUAUCUUCAGGAAAAUGAAUGGUUUACCCUAGUGUUGAUGUU
Molecule: messenger RNA, 2674 nt
Organism: Medicago truncatula (barrel medic)
Lineage: Eukaryota; Viridiplantae; Streptophyta; Magnoliopsida; Fabales; Fabaceae
Product: nucleobase-ascorbate transporter 12
Exons: 10
Coding region: 200-2284 (694 amino acids)
Biological process (GO): transmembrane transport
Cellular component (GO): membrane
Molecular function (GO): transmembrane transporter activity
Source: RefSeq, a predicted model, not a curated record